Messenger RNA from Exophiala viscosa, 2073 nucleotides. RefSeq lists its product as uncharacterized. The transcript has 2 exons. Bases 338 to 1900 code for a protein of 520 amino acids. Lineage: Eukaryota; Fungi; Ascomycota; Eurotiomycetes; Chaetothyriales; Herpotrichiellaceae. The record is from RefSeq and is a predicted model, not a curated record.
ACCUCAACAUGGUACGGUAUAGUGAAAGGUAGGUUUCCCUACUGGCUGUCUUACCCUAGGUAGGCAUAGUCGACGCCUUUUGCGAUAAAUGGCCGGGCUCCCAUGUCCGACGGACCACCAUCAUGCAUCCCAUCUGCACCCAAGCCCUGUGGCUGCCCGCUAAGAGUACCAAGCAGGAGGACUCCUUGCAAGGACUCAUGUCACUCAUUGAGGCGCAGCCUUGUGCAACAGAAUGCCUUCGUUCGCUCUCCUUCUUUCUUGCUCCUUGCAGCUUUCCAUCUCCAUUCCUCCUUUCGACUGAUUCCAGUACAGCCAAGAUCGACGUCCUCGCCUCGCCAUGUCCGGAAUCGGCGAGGCUCUCGCCAUUGUGAGCUGCGUUGCGGGGUUGAUUCAAGCAUACGAUGCCGGUUGCCGCAUCUUCAAGCAGAUCAAGGCUCGUCGACAGAACCACGAUGCCCUACCUCCCUCAGACCUCCUCGAAGAAUCUUUUGAGAAAGGCAAGAGACAAGUAGAAGAAGUGGUCGCGGACGGCAACAAGCGAUUCGGGCCUAGCUUUGAGGAGGGUGACACGACUGCGCAGUUGGCGAUCAUGAGAAUCACAAUAGCAACACAGAAUGCCCUCUUAGCCGGCUUGACGCAAGCUAGAGACGAUGACGGUGUUAUUGAUUUCGAGACCUGCAUUGACAUCUCCGACAAGGGACGUUCGGAGGCCCUCAUCGCCCUGCAUGCGCUAUUUCAACGGAAAUUGGAGGAGGAGAUGGAUAAGAAGAAGAAUGUACAAGUGGCCCAGAGUGUGGCCUCGCCACAAUCACCACCCGUCACGCCUCCUGCCGCUGUGCACAGUCGACCUAUGCCAGCGCAGCCAAUGUUGACAGCAUCUAGGGAGCAAUCGAUCGCUUCCCCUUCAUCUCCGGACAAGAUCAAGAAGCCCCGCUUCUCUAGGCCGGUGUUUCGACCGAAAGACAGUAACAAAACAAUACAGAUGGCUGACACUCCUCCGGUCGGGCGACGUGAUACUGCGUCGCAGCCACUGGAAGAGGACGUCCUCUCACGCCCUCCUCGCCGAGAUACUAAUGCCUCGACUGAUUCAUCUGCUACCUGGUCGAGUGCGGGGAGUCGAGGUUCUAAUGGUGCCUAUGACCACGGUACCAUGCAAUCUGUAGAUGCCAGUCGUCGAUCCUACACAGAUUCGGCGUCGUUCGCAGUGCCUCCAAGACAGGGAACGUCUUUCUCUACUGCAUCCACCCUGGCACCUAUCUCCAACUAUGGUGGAUGUUGCAAGAACGCACACGAGCUUCGGGGCAAUCCUAAGAAGGGCCUCUCGCGGGCAUUCUCUGAAGGCGCACGUGGCAGAGACGUGGUCUAUAAGUGCGCCAGUACUAAAUGCCAUUUCAAGGAUAACGCCAUCUGGAAGAAUAAGGGGUGGGAAAUGGAUGACCGAUUACGCAUGCACACAGCCGGGCUCCGCUAUCGAUGGUUGUUUUUAGCCAAGUCGCAUAUGCAGCAGCAAAACCCUAGUGAGCGGCAUCCGUCCUACCGCUGUCUGAUUUGCACUAUGCUUGGAGACGAGCCAGCAACAUUCCAGGGUAGUGAGGCCCUGCUUGACCAUGUCGCUGGGCAUCAAGGUGCCGUCCUUGGCGAGACACAGCUGGAUGGACCAUUGAUCUUCUCCAACGAUGGUGCAAAAGCUGCCUCUGACAACAGUUUUGACAUUGAGCUUUCGAAGGUGGAACAGCAGGCUCCAACGCCCAUAUCCCCAGUUCCGGACCAUGGCGCUGCCGUGGUGGUUGCAGCAAAUGUCACGGGGGUCUCGCACGUUGCGGGGAGUGAGAUGUUAAUCAGGGAGUCGUCUGCUCCCAUUUACCAAGACGCACAUGACUACAAUCCCUGGGCGGCAUGAAGACGAGGAGCUUUUGUCUGAACAGCAUACCUGGUAUGGGUGAGAGGACAAGGUAUUUGGUCUUUUCUUUAGCGGGCAUGGCGCAAUGGGGUGAAAUAAUGGCGGGGAAUCUUCGGCGAGACUCACGACGACUUCAGAUCUCAAAUUUUAUGACCUUGUUUGAUAUGUGGACG